Molecule: messenger RNA, 1421 nt
Organism: Melanaphis sacchari
Lineage: Eukaryota; Metazoa; Arthropoda; Insecta; Hemiptera; Aphididae
Product: keratin, type I cytoskeletal 9-like
Exons: 2
Coding region: 114-800 (228 amino acids)
Source: RefSeq, a predicted model, not a curated record
CAAUUACAUACAGCCAUCCAAUAGUCGGUGUAAGUUCGGUGACUAGUCAGUGAAUUUAGUGGUUAUUCUUUUCUGUUUUUUUAAUACAAGUAAAUUUUUUUAAAUUUUUCAAGAUGAACGGUCUUCUGUUGUGUCUCGUCGUCGCCGCAAUCGCCAUCGUCACCGCCGAACCACCAAGCAGCUAUAGCCGACCAUCGUUCGGAGGAGGCCAUUCGUCCGGCGGUUUCGGGGGUUACUCUUCCGGCGGCGGCGGCGGUGGAUACUCGUCCGGCGGCGGAUUCUCGUCCGGCGGUGGAUACUCGUCCGGCGGUGGAUACUCGUCCGGCGGAUACGCUUCCGGCAGCGGCGGCUACUCGUCCGGCGGCAGUUACGUGCCAGUGGCCCCGGGACCGUCCACAAACGAAGGACAGUACGUCGACGGACAGCUCCUCGAACAGAUCAAGCAGAUCGUGCUCAGAGACGAAUCCCAAAACUCCGGAUCGUCGUUCGGCGGAUACCCGUCCUCGUCCUACGGCGCCCCGUCCUCGUCCUACGGCGCCCCGUCCUCAUCAUACGGCGCCCCGUCCUCAUCGUACGGCGCCCCGUCCUCGUCGUACGGAGUCCCGUCCCAAUCGUACUCGAGCCGCGUCGUCGGCGUCGAAUUGGAACAGGUGAGACCGGCCAUCCAAGUGGCCCAGUUCCAACAGUCCGGCGGUUACUCGUCCGGCGGCGGUGGCGGCUACUCUUCCGGCCCGUCUUCCUCGUACGGAGCUCCGUCCAGGCCGUCCUCGUCCUACGGAGUGCCGUCGUCCUCUUACUAAUAGCGGCCGGUGGUGCGCUCGGCUCGUCGCCGGCACCGGUCCGGCACGACAAACACCGCAAACCGCAGCAGACCCGCAAAAAAAUAUCAUCAUCGCAACAUAUUACGUACACACAAUCCUCCGCUCUUUCCACGCCGCCCGUACAGCUUUCAAUGUUAUUAUUAUUCUACACUCGCGAUCACUGCGAUCUUAUACCUCGUCUGACGUUGUAGUAAUCUCACACCGAAUAAACCGCGAGUGAACGAUAUACACAUAAUGUAUACGAUGUACGCGAUAGCACAACGGCAAUAAACGACGAAUCUUCGCGCGGACUUACGACGUAACAGUGUGCGAGCUUAUACAACGAAAUGUAAAUAAUAUUAUCAAUAAUUAUUAUCAUCGUCGCGGUCAACACAACGACGCCGCGGACACGGAGCCAGCGACGCGAGAGAGCACAUAUUUUUUUUCGUAAUUUUUCUGAAAUGUAUUUUUAUUUUUUUUUUAUAUUUUGUUAUAUAUAUAUAUUUUACGAUGUUUUUUUUUAUCUAUUGUUAUACGCGUGUAGUCGAAAAUUUAGCCAUAUCGCAUAUUUACAUAUAAUACGACGUAAUAUUACAAUAGUGAAUACUAGACUAAAUGUAA